CGCGUCUUCUUCGCUUGCCUCUCCACUUGUGUAGACCAACAUCACUUUUCAAUGAGACACAGGUCUCACUGCAACACCACAAUAUCACCCAAAGUGUAGAUUAACACCGGAGGUCGACUUGUUGCUGCAGCGCCUGUCUCGUCAGUAAUUGAGACUGCCAAACCGAUCUGCAGCCUUCUCACAUUCUCAAUCACCGUCAUUGAAUCAAACGCUCAUCAUGGCGAACUUCUUCGACAACAAAGCCCGCGCUCUGGCAGCGACAUCGGCAUCGAGCUCGAAAACAAAAGCGACUGAACCUGUGGUCACAGCUCCACGAAUGCAACCGUGGGUUGAAAAGUACCGGCCACGCUCGCUCGACGAAGUCAAAUCACAAGCCCAUGUCACCGAAACUCUCCGUCGCAUGGUAAACGCAUCCAAUCUCCCUCAUCUACUUCUCUACGGACCUCCGGGCUCGGGAAAAACCAGUACAAUCAUAGCACUGUGUCGAGAACUUUUCGGUCCAGAACUUUACCAUUCCAGAGUGCUGGAGCUUAACGCCAGUGACGAAAGAGGCCUUUCAGUCAUCCGCGAACGAGUCAAGACAUUCGCAGCUCUGCAUCUAGUCAGCGCCCCAGCAUCGAAAGAGUAUCGCGAGCGUUACCCCUGCCCGCCAUUCAAAGUCAUUAUUCUUGACGAAGCCGACUCUUUGACGCAAGACGCACAAUCCGGUCUGAGACGAGUCAUUGAGAUCCACAGCAAAAUCACCCGUUUCUGCCUCUGCUGCAACUACGUCAGCCGCAUCAUCGACCCUGUAGCCUCGCGUUGUUCCAAGUUCCGCUUCAAGGCGCUCGAAGGCGGUCAAGCGUCAGAGCGCAUUCAGGAGAUUCUGAAGGCAGAGAACGUCAAGUACGCAGAUGGUGUGGUUGAGAGGGCCUUGAAAGUGGCCGACGGCGAUUUGAGACGUGCCAUCAAUCUGCUCCAGAGCGCUGCUCGCCUUGUUGGUGCGACGGCCAAUCAAUCAUCCAAGAAGAAAGCCAAAACAAUUCCCGACGACUCGGAUGAAGAGAUGGAGGACGCGGAUGGCUCGGCUAGCAAAAGCAAAGACACUGAAGCAAACGCAAUCAAAGUCCUCGACAUUGACGAGAUAGCCGGUACCUUUCCACCCAGCUCAACCGACGAAUUGGUCAAGGUUCUCCAGAAGGGAAAUGCGCGUAACUACAAUGCCAUUGCUGCGCAGAUCACUGAGAUUGCCGCGUCUGGCUAUCCCGCCAAUGAAGUCCUGUCCAGUCUCUACAGUAAACUUAUCUUUGACGACCUCGUUGAUUCUGGAAAGAAAUGCAAGCUGACGCAGACAUUCUCGGAGUUUGACAAGAGAUUGGUCGACGGUGUUGAUGAACAUCUUGCCCUGUUGGACCUUUCUUGUCAGAUAGCCGGCGUCUUAGCGGCGUAGAUGCACCUGGGCACGAGGCUUGGUGCUGCACUCAGUGGUGGAAUAUGUUAUGCAGGCAGAGCAAAAGCGAUUACAAUGCACAGCGACGGCGUUCAGGGCUCAGAUGGUGUGGCAG
Exophiala viscosa is the source of this 1544-nucleotide messenger RNA. RefSeq names its product replication factor C subunit 2/4. NCBI's taxonomy places the organism in Eukaryota, Fungi, Ascomycota, Eurotiomycetes, Chaetothyriales, Herpotrichiellaceae. Gene Ontology annotation, cellular component: nucleus; DNA replication factor C complex. Bases 218 to 1429 code for a protein of 403 amino acids. The transcript has a single exon. The record is from RefSeq and is a predicted model, not a curated record. Gene Ontology annotation, molecular function: ATP binding; ATP hydrolysis activity; DNA binding. Gene Ontology annotation, biological process: DNA-templated DNA replication; DNA repair.